AGAACCAACCAUUCAUAAAAAUGAAUCUAUGUUUAGGAGGUUGAGGUUGUCUUAGAAAAUUGUUUGGGUAGAAUUUAUUUUUUGGAUAAAAUUAAAAGUCUGUCUUGGAUCAAAUAUAUUUAUAUCAUUUACUUGGUUUGAAACAUACCCCCGACUGAUGGCGGUUGCUGAAAAAAUUAUCUUAAUUUUUUAUCAAGCGCAUCUUUUUGUCACGUGCAAAUUCACCGGGUAUGGGGACAAUAUAGUUGCAGAAAUAUACACAAGCUAUUGCCUCAGCUACUGCUAAACUGCCGCUAGAGGCUUGGAGAUAGCGCCCAGAACUGCUCGCCAGAGGCUGUGUCAUAACUGAUUAUCUCUUCAAGCACUAGACUUAUAUCGAAGAUAACAUUUAUCCAAAAAACGAAGGAACAACACUUUAAACCUUAUCGCGAAUAAUUUACGACGAUCGCAGCAGCAAGACUCAACAUAUUGCGUUGUUAUCAGUUGUUGCAGUAAACAGUUUUUUCCAUUCCAGAAUGGGAUGAAUAUUUUGAAUUUCCAUCCACCUACCAACCUAUUAUGAAUCUGGAGAUGCAGGCCAAAGCGAUAUGAUUUAUCCUAGAAAUUAGCGCCUCAUGACGCGCUCCUCGCCGGCAAAUGUGAUGAUGUUGCGAAUAUCGAUUUUAGCAGAAAGCUCUGUUGUCGAUCACGCCUCGUUAGCUUGUUACGUUUUCGGGCUGUUAAUUGUGUGUGGGAGUGCUGAUUUAGCAUAACAAACCCCCUUCCUCAACCCCAACAGUAUCACGGAAAACGAUGAUAAUUGCCGAUCAAAUCUGCUGUUGUUUGUCAUGGGGCCGGGCGAGAGAAACAGAUGAUCCUGUUUUGAUCGAAAUAAAUAUAAAUGGACAAGCUCUGGUUCGCCGCAAUACCAGUACUUCGUCGGUCUCAAAGAUACGGGUCGGGUUACUUUAUCUGACAAGUAUAGUGCGGAAAUUUUGUGCAAGAAAAUGGAAACCGAUCACGAGCAUACCGACUAUGAAAACAACAUAGUGAAUGAGAAGUGCAAAAGCAUUCCACCUCAACAGCGGGAAGCUUUCGUGAAGCUGCUUGCGAAUUUCAUAAGACAACGUGACUCGGACAAAAAACAUGCUGAAGAUAUGCUUUUCGACAUGUUCAAAAAUGAGGAAACGGGACUGUUGAAUAUUGGGAAGUUUCUGGCGGCCCUUCGAACCACCGGAAUUCGUAGGAAUGAUCCUCGCAUCGGUGAGAUGAUGGAAAACUUGAAAAAGGUGCACAAACUGAACAACUAUGACGGCGGAUCGCCACUGACGCAGAACCUGAACAAGGAAACCUUCAAAGCAGUUAUUUCGCCGAACAUUGUGCUCAUUGCGCGGGCCUUCCGACAUCAGUUUGUUAUUCCUGACUUUCAGGGAUUCACCAAGGAUAUCGAGGAAAUCUACUGGAAGUGUAAGAGCAAUACCGAUGGCAAGGUUGCCAGUUAUAUUCCUCAGUUGGCUCGGGUGAAUCCGGACUUUUGGGGAGUGAGUGUUUGCACGGUUGAUGGUCAGAGAUUCUCGAUUGGAGAUUCGAGCGUACCUUUUACCUUGCAAAGUUGUAGUAAACCGUUGACCUAUGCGAUUGCGCUAGAAAAGUUGGGAUCUGACGUCGUUCAUCAGUACGUUGGACAAGAACCGAGUGGUAGAAACUUCAAUGAACUGGUGUUGGAUUACAAUAAGAAACCACACAAUCCUAUGAUCAAUGCGGGUUCAAUUUUGACUUGCUCGCUGCUGAAGACUCUGGUUCAUCCGGAGAUGACAUUGGCGGAAAAAUUCGAUUAUACACAGAACUGGUUCAGCCGUAUGGCUGGAGGCGAUGCGCUCGGAUUCAAUAAUGCGGUGUUCCUAUCGGAAAGAGAAGCUGCCGAUCGAAACUAUGCGCUAGGAUUCUACAUGCGCGAGCACAAAUGUUAUCCGGAGAAAGCGAAUCUUCGAGAGUGUAUGGAUUUCUACUUCCAGUGUUGCUCAAUGGAAACCACGUGCGAUUCGAUGUCCAUUAUUGCUUCUACCCUGGCGAACGGAGGUAUCUGUCCAUUGACGGAAGAAAAGAUUCUUCAGUCUGAGAACGUUCGAGAUGUCCUCUCACUGAUGCAUUCCUGUGGCAUGUACGAUUUUUCGGGAGAGUUUGCCUUCAAAGUUGGCCUUCCUGCUAAGUCCGGAGUAUGCGGUGGAGUAAUGUUGGUUAUCCCGAAUGUGAUGGGUAUCUUCAUGUGGUCCCCGCCUUUGGACCCGAUCGGCAACAGUUGCCGAGGUGUGCAGUUCUGCGAGGAGCUUGUUAAUAUCUUUAACUUCCAUUUGUACGAAAAUAUCAAGCAUGGUUCCGACAAAAAAGAUCCGCGCCGUCAUCGGUACGAAACCAAAGGAUUGUCGGUGGUGAACCUGCUCUUUUCGGCCGCCAGCGGAGAUGUUACAGCACUUAGAAGACAUAAACUAUCGGGAAUGGACAUUACCUUGUCCGAUUACGACGGCAGAACAGCGCUCCACCUGGCUUGUUCCGAGGGACACAUCGACUGUGUUAAAUUCCUGCUGGAGCAUUGUGGCGUUCCCCACGAUGCGAAGGAUCGAUGGGGUAACCGACCGAUUGAUGAGGCGGAAACUUUCGGACAUACGGCAGUGGUUGACUUCCUCAAGGCUUGGGAUGAGAAGGUUGAGAUGGCUAAGAAACUAGGUAGCGAAACAGGAUACAACUCAGAUCAGGAUAGUGUAAAAAGCGAUUCCACUGGAAAGAGCGAAUCUACCGACAUUUUGAAGUAAUGAACUAGUUAAAGUACAAGUAGAAAACAUUUAAAAUUGUCCAUUGUACGGAUGCGAAGCUAUCAUAAACAUUUAUUCAAAAACUAGACAAAACCAGUCAAACGGUAAUAUGAAGACAAUAAUUCAUUGUGACCUAAUGCUUUAUCCGUAGCCCAUUGUAUGUUCUAUGUUUACUGUUUCGAGUAUAUUUGAAACAUUUUUCAGGUUUUGGCUUUCUGCUGACUGGAGCGUUAACGUCAGAUUGAUUAAAAACAUCACAUUAAAUAGAAAAUUUUUAUUCUCAAAUAAUAGAAAAUGUAGUUUUUCAAAUAGUUUGUUAGAGCACACAUAUUUUAGUAGGCAAAAAUUUGAAAAAAAAUCUUAACCAUAGCAACAUUGAAAUCGUUUGCGUUUAUGAGAUUUAUCUCAAAGCUAGCUUAAGUUGAAAUAAUUCUUCAAUAUUGAGUUUUAUUUUUUGUUUUAAUGAUCCGGUCAGUCAGUUCGCUUGAUUACGCACACCUGCCUAUACUAAAAGAUACUGAAAGAGGUGUCAAUUAUCUAUUACAAAUGUCCAGACAGAUUAGUAUUAAGUUGAGACUUGAAGUGAUGUUCCACUCUGUGAAUUUUAUCAGUGUAGUUAAUGAAUCGUGUGAAAAUAAAUGACG
Messenger RNA from Uranotaenia lowii, 3433 nucleotides. Its product is annotated as glutaminase kidney isoform, mitochondrial-like. NCBI's taxonomy places the organism in Eukaryota, Metazoa, Arthropoda, Insecta, Diptera, Culicidae. The record is from RefSeq and is a predicted model, not a curated record. Gene Ontology annotation, molecular function: glutaminase activity; protein binding. The transcript has 3 exons. Gene Ontology annotation, biological process: L-glutamine catabolic process. Bases 987 to 2789 code for a protein of 600 amino acids.